Knipowitschia caucasica is the source of this 1023-nucleotide messenger RNA. The record is from the annotation of a GenBank genome assembly. NCBI's taxonomy places the organism in Eukaryota, Metazoa, Chordata, Actinopteri, Gobiiformes, Gobiidae.
AUGACUGACAGCACAGAGCACAACAAAGGGUUUUCAAAGCUGUUGGCAGAGAUUUACAACUUGGAAACACCAGCAGGGCAGAUCUUUUGUGGCACCCACACUACACUGGGCUUCAGCAGUGCAAUGAAUAAAGUGAUGCGGUUGGUGGAGGCUGAUAUGAAGAUGGAGCAAGUGCUUCAAAGUUUCAUGGUGGAUCUAGAUGUAGACAGCAAGAAUGCCAGUGUGGCUGGACAGGCACUGGACAUGUGCCUUAAGUUGGUGGCUCCUGAGUACGCCCACAAACCCUGGAACCGCUAUAAGGAAUUUCUCCACUUCCUUGAGCAAAAGCAGGUAUCCAGUGUGCUGUUUUCAUACAAAGACAGCAGGUUUGGGUGUCUCUCAAGGGCAGCAGCCGUCCUAAUACACCACUUUGGCCAUCUAACAGAGUUCCUGAGCCAGAACCCUCACAUUAACAACCGUCUGACCUGCCUCGUCAAAGAAGUGAUGGAGCUUCCCUACUUAAAGGUGGUCCUCGUGGUGUUUGCCUGCCUGGGUGUGCACUUGGUGGAGCCUUUCUAUGCCCGAACCAUCGAGAAAGAUGCUACCCAUUCUCAGCUCAGGGAGUUCUACAAGGGACUCCACACAGGCUUGGGUCAGCCAAUCAGUGACAGUUACACUGCAUUCAUAACACCUGAGUAUCCUGUAGUGUCUGAAAAGCUUUUCAGUAGCGUAAAGAGGACCUACACAGAAGAGGUGCUGAACUCUGUGUCUGACGUGGCUGCUGAACACUUGGAUGAGGUGAAGAAGCUGAUUGCGCUCAUGCAGCCCCACCUGAAGACAGUCCUGGCCAGGCAGAGAAGGGACUUUGGGAUUGAUGAGGAGACCUUCCCAAUGGACAACCCGGUCAGUGAACAGGCUGGUGAUAUUGAUGGCACCCCUGUGCACAACAUUGGGAUGGAGAGACAAUGUGGCAAGGUGGACUACAGACUGAAGAAACUAGAGGAUUCAAGGCAGCAGCCCAGGCAAAACGAGAGGUUGAACUAA